Caenorhabditis briggsae is the source of this 354-nucleotide messenger RNA. The record is from RefSeq and is a predicted model, not a curated record. Lineage: Eukaryota; Metazoa; Nematoda; Chromadorea; Rhabditida; Rhabditidae. Bases 1 to 354 code for a protein of 117 amino acids. The transcript has a single exon.
AUGGAUUUGGGUGAUGAUGAUGAUGAGGAAGAAGGUGUGGAUGAUGACGAGGAAGAAUAUUCAGACGACGAUGAGGAAGAAGAUCUGGGGGAAGAUGAAGAAAAAAUGUAUGUUUACGAACCAAGUAGUGAUGACAGCAUGGGUGGAGAAAGUGACAAGAGUGAGGAAAGUGGAGAGACUGGGGAAGAUGAUUUUGAUAGUCUUGAAUACGUUCUUGUUGGACUAGAGCAGGUACUAGAGAUCCUGAAAUUCUGUCGAUUAUGUUCAAGUGAUUCCGUCGGCGUAUCUAUGGGGAAACCGACUGGGUAUGCAGUCACAGUGAGUUAUAUUAAAGAAAAUCUCCGAGGAAACUGA